Cuscuta epithymum is the source of this 524-nucleotide messenger RNA. Lineage: Eukaryota; Viridiplantae; Streptophyta; Magnoliopsida; Solanales; Convolvulaceae. The record is from the annotation of a GenBank genome assembly.
CAUAUGUGCUCACAUAUAUAGAGAGAGAGAAAGACUUUAGCUUAUAUAAUUCACAUGCAUAUACUAACAUAUACACAUAUAUAACUUUAAUAAUAUUGACCAAUUGAGUGAACUCCUAGCUAGCUCUUAAUUUUGAGAGUAGUACGUACAUUUAUGAUGGCCUUGGUUCAGAAACCUUUCACUGUAGCAACAAUAAUAGGGUUGACGACCUUGGUAGUGUUGAGGGUGGCAUGCAAUACUGCAGAGGCGGCGGCGGCGAAAACUCUUGAAGCUAACGGUGGCGGCGUGAAUCCAAUUUCGUCAACGGCAAUACAACUAGGUCGCUGCCUGGUCACGUGUGGGACCGGCAUUCUUUCCUGCGGUGGCACCUGCGGCUUCAAUACCGACACCACCGAAGCCAUGGGGUGCUGGACCGAGUGUGGCACCACCAACAUGGAUUGUUUAGGAGCUUGCCUCGACUCCACUUAGCUACCUACCUACAUUUGUUUAUUGCAUAUUACACACACACUCAUAUAUAUAUAUAU